CUUAAAACAUCAUGCUCAUUACAGAUACUUUCAUACAUUAUGUUAUUUGAAAUAUUUGCCGUUUAAUAAGAAAAAAAACUCUUGAGCAGCCACUAAUCAAAAGAAUCUGAGGAUUAAAAAAAGGAAGGCUAAAAAUAAACAAAGAUGCAUAUGGAAACAGUGAAUUAUGAUGAAGCGGCCCAUUGGAAUGAUAAUCAAUAUAUACAGUCACCAUCAGUAACUAAUUUAAGAAUGAGUAGAUUUCGACGUAUCACUUCAAUGACAUGUUUAUUCAAUAUAAUUAUAACAAUAGCUCUCAUUUUGAUGACUGUGAUUGUUAUCAUAUUUGCUUUAUCAUACUUCGGGAUAUGGUUUAAUAAUUCACAACCAAAUGUUGUAAAUAUUUUCUGUGGACAAAUUAAAGGUGUUCAAAAGGAUGAUUAUACAAUAAGUUAUUUAGGAAUACCAUACGCUUUACCACCAAUUAAUGAGAAUCGUUUCAAACCUCCCAUUCAUUUAUCUUCAAAGAAAUUAUGUCAUGAAGCCUGGGAACUAAGUAACACUACAGUGAUAAACUCGAUUUAUUACACACAAAACUACAAACCUUCAUGUUUACAAUUACUACCGAAAUCCUCAGGGAAUGCAUUUGAUGGUAGUGAAAAUUGUCUUUACCUAAAUAUACAUGUACCAAUUAAUAAAAAGACAAUAAAUCAAGCAAAACCAGUAAUUAUUAUAAUAGAUGGAUUAUUUUUUAUGUACAGUAAUGAACCAAAACAGCCUAGCUCAGAUACUAUAUAUAAAACGGAUGCCAUACAUGUAACAUUUAAUUAUCGAAUUGGUCCAUUUGGAUUUUUACCUCAUCCAUAUGAAAAAAUACCAAAUCUUGGAUUACACGAUCAAUUAUUAGUUUUACAAUGGAUUCGUAAUAAUAUUGCACAAUUUGGUGGUGAUCCAUUCAAUGUCAUUUUAUUUGGUUAUGGUUCUGGUGCAACAUGUGCAUUAACAUUAUUUUAUAGUUCAAUAAGUAAUCAAUUAUUUGAUAAAUUAUGGAUUACUGCUCCUGGAUUAAGUUUAUUAAAUGUAUCCGUAAAUGAUGUCAUUGAAACAAUUCAUUAUGCAUUAAAUUGUCAUGAUGAUAUAAAUCCUAAUAAUUGUUCUAAUUAUAAAUUAAAUAAUUCAAUAAAUAUAUUAAAUAUAUGGAAUUGGACUAUCAUUGAACAAUGGUUAAUGAAUUCUAUAUUUAGUUUACCAUCUAUUCAUGAAUUCAAUAAUAUUAAUACAAAUAGAUUGAUUAAUAUUUUAAUUAAUGAUAAUCAAUUUGUAAAUAUUGAUUUAUGGAAUAAAAUUCUUAUACCAAAUAGUAUUAAACCAAUGGUGAUUGGACAAACCUCACAUGAAGUAUCCAUUUAUCCUACACCUAAAACAAUACCAUUUUGGAAUAAAAAUAUUUAUCAAAAUUAUAUAAUUGAAAAAUUAAAUAUAAAAAAUAUUACAUCAUAUAAUCAAUAUAUUGAUUAUUUUUUAUCAAAUCAUUCUAAUCAUAUAAAUUGUAAAUAUAUGAAUAAUAUAAUAGAGAAUAAGACAAUUGAUAAAGAUCAUGAUUGGUUAUCUAAUUUAAUGUUAUUAAUUACUGAUAGUCGAUUAACCUGUCCAUUAACUGAAUUAGUAAAUACAUUUAUAAAUCAAUAUUAUCCAAUAUAUCAAUAUUAUUUAACUGGAAAUCAUAGAUGUUUUGAUCCAUAUUCAUUAAAUGGUUAUGUAUCAUAUGCAUUUCAUGGUUGGGAUGCAAUGUUAUAUUUAAGAACUUAUGAAAUACAUAAUGAUUUUAUAGAUCCAAGUUUAUUACAAUUAAAUGAUUUAUAUCAUAAUGAAAAAGAAUUAAAUCAAUUAAGAAAUAUUAGUGAUUUACUUAAUAUAGCAAUGUAUCAAUUUGCAAGAACUGGUUAUAUAUCUAAUUGGUAUGAAUCAAAAAAGGGGCAAUAUAAUGUGAAUUUAAUUGAAAAUGAUCAAUUAUGUAAAUAUGUAAAUAUAAUGAAAGAACGUUGUACUUAUUGGAAAUUAUUAUUUAAUAAUAAUUUAUUUCAAUCAACAUGGAAAUUUUAAUUUAUUGAUUUUUUCUUCUUCUUUUUAUAUUAUACUAUAUAAUUGGGACAUUUUUUAUAAUCUACUGUUAUGAUAUCAAGAGAAAAUCUUCAAUAAAAGAUCUUUGAAGAAAUGUAAUCAAAUACAAAAAAAAUAUCAAAUUGAAGAGGAAAAAGUUGUAUCUUAUUUUUUUUUAAACAAACAAAUAUGAUCUAAAUCAAUAUUAUCGUUACAAACGACAAACAUGUCGUCCAUGUAUCUUACAUAUAAGUGAAAUCGAUUGAUUAUUGAAUAGAGUUGGUCACAAAACUAGAAAACGACCAACUCACUACAAUGAUCAAUCGAUUUCACUUAUAUGUAAGAUACAUGGACGACAUGUUUGUCGUUUGUGACGAUAAUAUUGAUUUAGAUGAUAUUUUACACACUUUCAACUUAUGCCACCUUUCCAUAAACAAAUAUGAUUUUAAAAUUUAAACAAAACAAAACUAUCUUUUUAAUUACAUCAGUAACCUGUUGACACUUCUCUUUAUGUUUAUUUUAUUGAAGGUAAUAUAAUAUAAUAAUAUAUUGGAUUGUAAUAACUUAUACCAAUUUAACUUGUAUAGUUUUUAAAAGAAGUAAAUGAUUACAGAAUUAUCAUUUAAUUUAAUUGCUUUGUUUCAAGA
Schistosoma curassoni is the source of this 2726-nucleotide messenger RNA. The record is from the annotation of a GenBank genome assembly. NCBI's taxonomy places the organism in Eukaryota, Metazoa, Platyhelminthes, Trematoda, Strigeidida, Schistosomatidae.